AUGGGGCGCUUCUGGCAGCGGGGGGCCCUGGGCGCCCUGCUGGCGGCCUGGCUUCUCCUGGCCGCGGAGGAAGCAGCGGCCGGAGCGGGGAGGGGGGAAGCCAAGGACAACAUCCUGCUCAUCCUGACCGAUGACCAGGACCGAGAGAUGGGGGGCAUGACCCCCAUGAAGAAGACAACAUCCCUGAUCGGUCAGUUAGGUGCCACUUUUGCCAACGCAUUUGCAGUCACUCCUCUGUGCUGUCCAAGCCGCAGCAGCAUCCUGACCGGCAGAUACCCUCACAACCACCUGGUGAGGAACAAUUCCUUGGAGGGCAACUGCAGUAGCCCAGCCUGGCAGAAGUUUCAGGAGCCAUUCACCUUCCCGGUUUACCUACAGAGGCAAGGCUACCAGACCUUCUAUGCUGGCAAAUAUCUCAACCAGUAUGGGGACCCCAAAGCAGGAGGCAUUCAAUAUAUGCCACCAGGCUGGAGCUACUGGUUAGGUCUGGUGGGGAAUUCCAAGUACUAUAACUACACUCUUUCAGCCAAUGGACACGAGGAGAAGCACGGGGAGCACUAUGAAGAAGACUAUCUCACAGACAUCAUUACCAACCGGAGCCUCCAAUUCCUGGAGAAGCUUUCCCACCCUCCUUUUCUCAUGGUUCUGGCUCCACCUGCUGCACACGCCCCCUGGACGGCCGCCCCCCACUACAAGUCGGCAUACAGCAGCAUCAAAGCGCCACGCAAUGGAAGCUUCAACGUCCACGGAAAGGACAAGCACUGGUUGAUAAGGCAAGCGAAGACUCCCAUGUCAAACACAUCCAUUGAGUUCCUGGACAACGUCUACAGGGAACGGUGGCAGACUCUGUUGUCUGUGGAUGACAUGGUGGAGAAGAUUUUUGAAAAAUUGAAGUCCCUUCACCUGUUGGACAGCACAUACGUGUUCUAUACUUCAGAUCAUGGUUACCACACAGGUCAGUUUUCACUGCCCAUUGACAAGAGGCAGCUUUAUGAGUUUGACAUCCGGGUGCCGCUGCUGGUGCGAGGUCCAGGCGUCAAGCCAAAUCAGACUCACCUGGAACCUGUCCUCAACAUCGAUCUGGGACCCACCUUCCUAGAUAUCGCAGGUAUCGAUGCAUCUCAGACCUCCAUGGACGGACAGUCUUUCUUGCCUCUGUUGGUGAAUGAGACACACAAGAGCAGGUGGCGGUCGGAUUUCCUGGUGGAAUACACUGGUGAAGGCCACACUCACCGAGACCCCCACUGCCCUGCCUUGGGGCCAGGCGUGUCGCAAUGCUUCCCUGACUGUGUGUGCGAGGAUGCCUUCAACAACACGUAUGCCUGUGUGCGCACACUAAGCCCCAUCAACCUGCAGUACUGUGAGUUUGCGGAUGCCCAGAAUUUUGUAGAAGUCUAUAACCUGACUUCAGACCCACACCAGCUCUUCAACGUGGUGAAAACUGUGGACCCUUCACAGCUGGAGCAGAUGAAUCAGAGGCUGAUCAAGCUGCAGGCCUGCUCUGGGGUCACCUGCCGCUCCUGAGGGAGCGGCAGCACAGCUCUUGCUGUGGGUCUGUGCCGAGGGGAACACGGAGCCCAUUCUGGGUCUCUCCUUCCUUCCUU
Messenger RNA from Podarcis raffonei (Aeolian wall lizard), 1604 nucleotides. Its product is annotated as N-acetylglucosamine-6-sulfatase-like. The transcript has 13 exons. Gene Ontology annotation, biological process: glycosaminoglycan metabolic process. Gene Ontology annotation, molecular function: glycosaminoglycan binding; N-acetylglucosamine-6-sulfatase activity. The coding region runs from base 1 to 1524 and encodes 507 amino acids. The record is from RefSeq and is a predicted model, not a curated record. NCBI's taxonomy places the organism in Eukaryota, Metazoa, Chordata, Lepidosauria, Squamata, Lacertidae.